AAGCAGCGUGAACGCGCCAAUCUGAACUCCAUACUCAUUCUGGUCUGUCAGUCUUUUUAUCUCACACAGUGUGUCUCCCUCCUCUUUGUCUCCUCCUCCAGCCUCAUGUUCACACCACCGCCGAGCCGGAGCAGUUUACCUGUGUAGCCGACACUGAGAGUCGGGGGGCCGGCGGAGUCCACUGAGCGGUGCCAGGAUGCGGUGCCACAAGUUUUGGGGACCAUGUUCGCUCGGGUUUUAUAUUUGGACGGCCAUGCUUUUCAAAGGAUCCCUGCAGGGGGAACACCAGAGGAGGCUGUACAAAGAGCUGCUGGCUAACUACAACAGGCUGGAGAGACCUGUGGUCAAUGACUCAGCUGCCAUCUUGGUGGAGCUGGGCCUCACACUACUGCAGAUCAUCGACGUGGAUGAGAAGAACCAAGUGCUGAUGACCAAUGCCUGGCUGCAGCUGUACUGGACCGAUAUCUACCUGAGCUGGAAUCCAGAAAACUACCCUGGCGUCCAGAACCUGCGAUUCCCUUCAGACCAGAUCUGGACUCCUGACAUCCUCCUUUACAACAGUGCGGAUGAGCGAUUCGACGCCACCUUCCACACCAACGUACUGGUAAAUGCAUCAGGUUACUGCCAGUACAUCCCCCCUGGCAUCUUGAAGAGCACCUGCUACAUCGACGUGCGUUGGUUCCCCUUCGACGUUCAGAAGUGCGACUUGAAGUUUGGCUCCUGGACGCACAACGGCUGGCUGCUGGACCUCCAGAUGCUGGAUGUGGACACAUCCACCUACAUACCCAACGGAGAAUGGGACCUUGUGGGUGUGCCCGCUAAGCGUAAUGAGCUGUACUACGAGUGCUGCAAGGAGCCCUACCCUGAUGUGACGUUUACGGUCACCAUGCGUCGCAGGACUCUUUAUUAUGGACUCAAUCUGCUUAUUCCGUGUGUGCUGAUCUCUGGCUUGGCCCUGCUGGUUUUCCUGCUGCCUGCGGACUCUGGGGAAAAGAUUUCUCUGGGCAUCACCGUGCUGCUUUCGCUAACUGUCUUCAUGCUUCUGGUAGCAGAGAUCAUGCCUGCCACGUCCGACUCUGUUCCUCUCAUCGCCCAGUACUUUGCCAGCACCAUGAUGAUUGUGGGAAUGUCUGUAGUGGUGACUGUUAUCGUCCUGCAGUUUCACCAUCAUGACCCUCAGGGAGGCAAGAUGCCCAAGUGGGUUCGAGUGGUUCUGUUGAACUGGUGUGCCUGGUUUCUCCGUAUGAAACAACCUGGAGAUGAGCGCAAGCGGACUGGUUACAAGUACCGUCAUGCCUCCCAGCACCACUCCAGCACCAGCUCCAUAGAGAUGGGCACAGUACCAAGCCUGUCUGUGCCCCUCUCACAGACAUCCUGCCCCCCGUGCCCCACAGGCACCUCCAAUGGUUCCAUGAGCCUCUACUUUGGUAGUUAUCACCCUAUAGAGAGCCCACACUGCCCGCCAUCUAGCGACUCCGGGGUAGCGCUAGGCGGUCGUGCCCACAGCUCCCCUAGUGAUGAUGCUGAGCCACCUGGAGGAGUAGGCAGUGGCGUCGGAGGGCUGGGGAUGGGAGUUGGCAUCCCCCCACCAGAGAUCCAGCGCAUCCUGGAGGAAGUGUCCUACAUAGCCCAGCGGUUCCGGGACCAGGACAAGGCUGAGGCCAUCUGCAGCGAGUGGAAGUUUGCAGCGGCGGUGGUGGACCGGCUGUGCCUGGUGGCCUUCUCUCUCUUCUCCAUCAUUUGCACCUUCACCAUUCUCAUGUCAGCACCCAACUUCAUCGAGGCUGUUUCCAAGGACUUCACAUAGCUGGUUGCAGUAGCAGGAGGGAGGGAAGGAAGAAUGUGUAAAAUAAAAAAGAGGUUAAAAGAGAAAGUGGAGGGGGAAAGGAAAGAGUGCAGUGCUGUAUGUGGUCCCCAACCUACAGUGUGGACACCCCAUUGGAUAGGAGGUGAGCCACACAGUGUUUUAUGAGGAAAAACGGUAAUAUCUCCAAAAACUUAGUGCAAAGAUAUAGAGCCUUGCAAUUCUGCCUAGCAGCUGAAUCGUGUAGUCAAUUGAACCAAUCAGGAAACAAAACAUUUGCGAUUGAUCAGCAAGUAAUUACAAAGAUACAUCACUAUGUUUCAUUAGCAAAUUUCAAAUUGAGAAAAGAAACAUAUAUAUAGUAAUUAUUCUAAUAUCUAGAAGAGCAAAAGAGGUUGGUCAUGCAGACUAAACAAUGAAGGUCACCUGGGGCAGUAGAGCAUUGCACUGUAUAGAUUUUCUUUUUUACAUUGAUCAAGAUAUCAAUAAGGAAAAGAUAAUAUGGUUGUCUUUAAAUAUCAUCAUUGUAUCCGCACCAGUCAUUUAAAAUAACAGCUUAAUUUACUGCACAAUGACACAUGCAGCACCACAGUCCAACUCACUGCCUCCUCUCUAGUUCAUUUCAGUCAGCUCAACUGUUGUUGUCCUGUAUGUACAAAUCCACACAUGCACAUGUAUAAAUAUCACGUCAGUCUGAGCUCAUACACCGACUGUUCACUUCAUGAACUCUUGAUAAGGAAGUCACACAGACUUUUCUCUGACAAUGUACCAUCCCUGUAAUGAUGUUAGGUUAGAUACUAAAAUGAGAUGUUUCACUGUGAAUUUUAUUGUUUUUCGUUUUCACUUUGAUCAUCAUAGCACUGGACACAACUUCAUUGCUUUGACACUUGUGUACAGGCAUUUUCUUUAUCUGUCAGUAUAAAAAUGUUCAUUUAGGAUAACUUUUCGCUUUGUCUUGCCUGUUUAAUGUCGCCAGUAGUCAACAGUUUGGGACGGUGUAGUAAUGAAACAUCCAGUAUAUUGUAUCAAGCAGCGCUGUGCUGACUGGCAUGUACUGGUGUUGACCAGUAACACAACCAGAACAGGUGUCUUUUAACUGUAGAGUACAUCUUUUAACCAGGUGAUCUGACACUUCGCAUACAAGUCAUUCAUUUAUCCGUAGGAAACAGGUCAAGUAGUUGCAAUAGUUUUGAAAAAGAAAUUGUCUCACUGCUGUAAAAUAACUUAUAUUUAUGUACCCCUAAAAGAUGAACGUGAAGUUGGACUUGUUGCUCUUUACUGUAUAUAAAUGGUCACUGAAGAUGAAGAGCGAUGUGACUUUUGAACCUCUGACACCACAGACAGUGGAAAGAGACUUGACUGCAAGAGGAAAACUUCUCAACUCCAUCUGACACCAUAUCACUGGAGAAUAAACUGUAGAUUUAUAAAAGGCCCUAGCGUCAGUAAGUUUUGCCUGUGUUUUGUAGAGGGAGCCGAGUGACUGAUUCAUACAACAAAGGCAUUAAUGUGUUAAGUUCCUCCUCCACCUCCCAGCCACCUCUUUGUUGUAGCUACAGUUAUUGGUCUCUUUUUCUCUUUCUCAUUCCAAGUGUCAGUUUUUGGCUCUAUGUUAAUAAAAGUCUAUUUAUUCUCUGUAUAA
Molecule: messenger RNA, 3443 nt
Organism: Seriola aureovittata
Lineage: Eukaryota; Metazoa; Chordata; Actinopteri; Carangiformes; Carangidae
Product: neuronal acetylcholine receptor subunit alpha-7-like
Exons: 9
Coding region: 197-1807 (536 amino acids)
Biological process (GO): chemical synaptic transmission; monoatomic ion transmembrane transport; signal transduction
Cellular component (GO): neuron projection; synapse; postsynaptic membrane
Molecular function (GO): transmembrane signaling receptor activity; acetylcholine-gated monoatomic cation-selective channel activity
Source: RefSeq, a predicted model, not a curated record